AUGAUAUGGUGCUACUGUAGUAUAUUUAACGUGGCAUUAGGCCACACCAGGAGAAGCAACAGGGUCCAUCCGGUUCCCCAGUCCUCCUACGUGUCCCCUCGCCAGCCCCCGGACGUCCUCGUCCCCACGGUGGACAGAGCAGAGAUCAGUGACGGCGUGUUUGGAGACGCUGAGAGUCAGGAGACCAUGAGCAGCGAGGUCGUCUCGGAGCCAUCUCGGUACAGCCAAUCGCGCGACUGCAAGGCCGCUCGGACCAUACUGUUAAUUGCAGUGGCAUUUCUCACGUGUUGGGUGCCUUAUUUCAUAGUAGCUGGCCUGCAGGUGUCCGGUAACACAGUAGACGACGUGGUUGUUACCACUGCUACCUUGCUGGCGCACUGCUCGAGUGUUUUGAACAUUGUCAUCUAUGGAUAUCUUAACAAAUACUUGAGGAUUGAAAUGUUCAGAUUACUGAAACAGAUGCGCCAAAACAGGAGCCAUGACAGUACAGCAGUGGUGAACAUAGAGAGCGAAGAGAAUGCUUCGACUACAUUCACCACCCUGUCUUCGCUUAAGCUUGCCUACAUGCCACGCGGGGGGACGCCUAGACCCAAAAUGAAAGCAAAAAGAGACGCGCCCCUGAACUCUGAUAUUCACGCCAUUGAAGAGCUCGCUGAGGACUCGAAAUCAAGCACGCGCUGCUUGCAAAUACGCGUCCAGUGCUCUGACAGCGCAGAAAACACUGCCCCGGGGCCUCUUGGCACUGGUCUGAACAGUUCCCAUGGCGACACAGACCUCGCAGUCUCUCCAAAGCCGAAGUGCUGUGUCACGUGGCAAGACAAGACAAAAAAUGAUGUGAAAACUAAAGGGGGCUUGAUCCUAACCCCGCACUUUUAUAUGGACGAAGAAAGCACUGCCAAUGAUGGCAGUUACUUUGAUGACGUCAUAGCUGGGAACUCGUCUCCGGCUGUAUCAACGGGUGAUCUGUGUUGAUGACGUCACGUGUUGAGGACGUACCAGAUGUAAAUUAGGACCCUCUCCCCCAAAAAGAGGUAAAAUAUAGUAUUUAAGGCAACACGAGUUAACACAAACACGUGACCUUCUUUAAGUUCUCACUAAUCCCUGUAAAUCAUAGUAAAAUUAUCAUAUUUUCCUAUUAUAUAUAUAUAAAAGCAAAAAGAGACGCGUGUGUGUUUGCGUGUGUGUGUCUAACAUCUUGACUUUCUUGGCAGAGCCCGAUCCCACUAUUGUGAUAUUGUUUGUGUUAUCAUUAGAGUUUCCCUUAUGUAAGUCAAUAAAUAGUAAAUAGUCACGAUAGUCUUGGGAAUAUUUCCGUUGUCAUGGUAACUUUCAAUAUCGCGCAUUGUGAUUUAUUUUCAACUACCGGUUGAUACUGUAAUUAGUGUAUCCGGCAGCUUAAUACCCUUACAGGAAGUUUAUGCACAUCCUGUUGUUGUAGGUUAUGAAAACUAUUAUAGCAUGCAAGUAAAUAUUUACACACUGUAGUGGCAUCGAUCGUAUCAUUAGUUGAGGUAUUUGCAGCUCGUUUAUCUGGUUA
This is a messenger RNA of Lingula anatina, 1537 nucleotides long. RefSeq lists its product as uncharacterized. The record is from RefSeq and is a predicted model, not a curated record. Lineage: Eukaryota; Metazoa; Brachiopoda; Lingulata; Lingulida; Lingulidae.